This is a messenger RNA of Pelobates cultripes (western spadefoot toad), 8206 nucleotides long. The record is from the annotation of a GenBank genome assembly. NCBI's taxonomy places the organism in Eukaryota, Metazoa, Chordata, Amphibia, Anura, Pelobatidae.
UUUAGAUUUAGUGUUGUUUGGAUAGACUUUUGUUGAGAUUUCAUUGCAGUCAUGGUAAGAUAUUUGUAAGAGUGGUUUGCAUUACUGCUGACUAUUUUGUGAUGAUGAGUAUUUUUUAUACAUAUUUAUUAUUCAUAUAACAUAAUUAUCUAACUCUUAUAGCAAGCUAGAUAUGUUUUACUUCUGUUAUAUUUAUUUUAAUGUGAAAUGGGAGCCCUGGCAGUGAGCACUAGGGAUCAGCUCUUCCCCCUGAUUGCUUUCCUAGUCUUCUAAUAAUCUAAAAGCAAUUUGAGGUGUCUUGGGAUGCCUGUUGGCAGAAUGUUGUGGAAGUGAUUUGUACCUUAACUCUCAGUUCCCUCCAUGCUUGUUGUGACUUAAAUGAAUAUUAAAGGGUCAGUAAUACACAUGUAUAUUCCUGACCCUAUAGUGGUUAAAAAUGCUACUUGGGUUGCUGACUUCACCUCCUCCCUUUUCUCCCCUUAAGUAGGGUAAAAACUCACCUUUUUAUUCCAGCGCUGGCCUUACACCCCUUCGCUGUCUUUUAUUGACAGUCAAUCAGACUUGACUCUCAGUCAAUCCAAUGCUUUCCCAUAGGAAAGUACUGAGAGGCUAAUGCUCAUGCAUGGCAACAUGUCACGGGGCACCAAUCACCAUCUCCUGAUUCAAUGCAUCUCUAUGGGAAAAUUUUGUUGAGAUGGCACUGGUGUCAGUGGAGUUAUGGCACAAUUUGACCUCCUAACCCCUCCCAUUUUACAAAGUAGAAAUAGAAAUUGUCUUUUAUCAAUGAACCUCCUUUACACUUCCCCUUUGCUGCAAAUUCAACAGGUCCUGUGACUUCCUGAUUUUGUUGGCUCAGUGGAGCUAGCCUUAAAGGACCACUAUAGUGCCCUGAGGGUGCCCCCACCCUCAGGGACCCCCUCCUGCUGGGCUCUGGGGAGAGGAAGGGGUUAAACACUCACUUUUCUCCAGCGCCGGGCAGGGAGCUCUCCUCCUCCUCCUCCUCCUCCUCUUCCGCUGAAUGCGUGGCAGGAGCUGCGCGCGCAUUCAGCCGGUCUAAUCGGAAAGCAUUUACAAUGCUUUCCUAUGGACGCUGGCGUCUUCUCACUGUGAUUUUUUUUUUAACAGUGAGAAGCACGCAAACGCCUCUAGCGGCUGUCAAUGAGACAGCCAUUAGAGGAUUUGGAGGCUGGAUUAACCCUAUUAUAAACAUAGUUUCAGUGAAACUGCUAUGUUUAUAUAAAAAGAGGUUAACCCUAGCUGGACCAGGCACCCAGACCACUUCAUUAAGCUGAAGUGGUCUGCGUGCCUAGAAUGGUCCUUUAAGAAGCCGCAAUUACUCAUAGCGCCUGCCUGCCUCAUUGAGUUGCAUUUGUAAGUUUGAUAUAAGACUGUCACAGAGUCUGGGCUGGGUUAGGAGAGGGCCUGCAAGGACUGCAGCUCUUCACAAGCUGUUUUAGACAUGCUUCCAAAUAGUAAAUGCAUACAUAUUUUCAUUGGGUGGGGAAUGUAUCAAGUUUACAGUGGGUUGUGGAGUGUCCCUUAACCCGUUAAGGACCAAACUUCUGGAAUAAAAGGGAAUCAUGACAUGUCAUGUGUCGUUAAAAGGAUGCUAUAGUCACUGAGACCAGUGAUGUAUUUUGAGUCUUUGCUGCUCUAGCCAUGAUGGAACCUGGGCACACCGUUAUUUAAACUUGCAACAUCUAUUUACUGUUAAAGAAUAACACUCUGAUAGGCACACACAUCCACGUACACGCUCACUCACUCACACACAGACAUACAGACUCACUGACGGGCAGCCACACACACAUCAGGUUCAUAGACAGCACUCACUCAUGUAAUUGAGUGUUCUAGAUCUUUUCUUAGCUAUCUAGCAAUGUGGAUAAGAAACUCCUGGCUCUAUUGUCUUCAAACCAGUUCCUUUCUGGAGCACCAGUUCCCCUUUGUAGAUUUAAGAGUCCACCAUGUUUAGCUGGACACAUGUCAUGCUACAUAGUAGAGUAAGAAAAAAAAAAUUAUAUAGUGGCUCAGUAUGACCGCCACUACAGGUACUUCCUCUGCACUGACUAAGUCAGUCCAUGAUGUGGAAGGCCCCAUAGGAAAGCAUUGACUUAGUGCAUGAUGUGCAUUACCUCAGUCUGCAUAACAUUGUAUGAUACCAUCAUGGAGGAGACCAAUUGGGUUAGGCUCAUGGGACAUAACACCAAUGGGCACAAGGACAGACACUAUAGGAUUAUAAAUACAGGUCUGUACAGAUCUCUGUAAGCAGUCCAUGCUGUCUAGGUCCUACAGAAGGGUAUUGCAGGAAGAUGUCUCACCAUUCUAUGACAGCAGCUUGUAUCUAGUCAGGGGAGUGCUGCCCACAAGUAGUGUAGGUGGGAGCUCUGUGGAAGGGGCCUGCUGUCACCAUGAACAACACUGAAGUCAACAGGGUCAUGGAAAAAAUAUUUAAGAAUAAGAUACAUUUCAGCUGUGAGGCCUCUGACUAUUUUUGAGCAGCCUGCAUCUGUCAAAUGUGGUGGUUCAAGAGUUAAUAUCAUUCACAUAGAUGAGUUUCAUGUGCUAAAAAGAACACUUGUUUUUUUGCUUACCUGUUGGCAUAAAACUUACCAGCCCUACCCUGUUAAAUGCUUUCUGUUGCAUCCCUCUUUCUGAAAAUCACGACUCAUGAAAAUAAGAUGGCUGAAAUGUGGUGCAAACUCUGCAUGAAAAAUGGUUGUGUCCCCCCUCAUAAUUAAAGGACCACUAAAAUGGCCUAGACUAAUCUAAAUGAUGUCCUUUGCUAACCCUGCAAUGUAAAAUAUCCAACUUUGUAUACAUUGGAAGAUAGCCACUAAAUGUGUUUAACCCUGCACACAGCUAAUAGAGGUGCUUCAUGAGCAAGUAGGUGACCAAAUCCUGCUCCUAGGAAAGCAUUGAAUUAAAAAGCUAUCCUAUGAGUAGCAUUUGACUGGAUGUAUGAAACAUCUUCCCCCGAACAUACGUCAGGUCCCCAGUGCUCUCAUUUUGGGAGCAUUGGAUGCAACACCUCAUUUACAACAUUGUAAGAGGCAGUGGUAGAAGCACUGCAGGAGUCUCUGGUCUAUACAGUAGAUGUAAUCUGAACCACUUGUUUUACUUAUUUGUAUUUCACAUGGCAUAGGACAGAACAGGUUUUGGCCUCCCCCAAUAUGAUUAUUUUUAACCCAAAACUUCCAAUUCACUCUCAGACUGAUGUGUGAAUGUUGUGCAUGGGUUUUUGGCUUAAACUUGCACCUUGUUUCUUUAAGACUUGUAGUUCUUGUGUGUGUUUUUUUUUUUAAACACUGAAAUCCUUAUGUAUGUUUUAAAUGUACAGCAUACUCUAGUGAUCUUAACCCCUGUUAAUUAAACUUUCAUCAAUUUGAAGGUUUGUUUGCUUAAACAAAUCAUAAAGAUGUCCUUCAGGGAUUCUAUAAAUAUCUUAGAGUCCAGAAUUUUAAUACCAUACCUCCCAGUAAUUCUGGUAUAAUAAAUAUUCCCUUAAAUGGAUUCAGUUAUAUCUAGCUGAAUUUGUUUAAUGGUCAUAGUGGGGUUUUUUUUUUUUUUCAAACUUUAAGCCUUUCUCCACCUAGGAAGGUCUAACAAUUCAUACAGUUUCCCAACUGAAUUUAUGGAUAACUAUCUGCUUAUUUGUCAUAAAUCUGCCAUAAGAAUUGGGUGUUCUGAUUGACCCCCUAUUUCCUCAGUCCCUCACAAAAUAAAUAUUGUGCUCAUGCAAUUUGUGUAGGGGUCUUGCCCAUCUCUCCAGCCUUUAUGGACACUGUAGGCACCCAGACAGUGGCGUACCAGACCCCUUCAGUUCAUUGAAGUGGUCUGGGUGCUGUACUGCAAUGUUUACACUGCAGCUUAGUCUGCCCUCGGGUGUCCCCCAGACGGUCACUGGGGGCACUUCUAGAAUCAAAUACAACCUUUAGUCUCAUAUUGGGCAGACUAGAUGGGCCGAAUGGUUCUUAUCUGCCGUCACAUUCUGUUUCUAUGACGCUGGAUGUCCCGUAUCAGAUUUUCCCCAUAGAAAAGCAUUGAAUAAUGCUUUCCUUUGGGGAGGUCUAACGCGCAUGCACCCAGUGCUGUGCAUGCACAUUAGGUCUCCAAUGCUGGCAAGGGAGGAGUGUGGGUGGAGCCUGACCCAGUACUGUGGCUCUGAAGUCAGGUAAGUGAUGGGACUUUAACCCCCUUCAACCACAUAGGUGGGUGGGCGUGAGGGAGGCAGGCACCUUUAAGUUACUAGUGUUCAAAGUGUCUCCAAGAUACUUUUAUUUUUUUUUCACCCAACUUGAGGUAAAUGCUCACAAUCUUGCUAGAAGUUCUAAAUGCUAUAAUAGUGUCUUCUCAACUACAUGUGGCUUACUAAAGAACACCAAGAACCAUAACCACUACAUACUGCUGUAGAGGUUAUGGUGCCAGGAGAAACCCAGCAGUAAGACUAUCUUAGAACAGGUUCUACAACCUGUUUUCUGCAUGCCCUGGAGCUUGAGGUCCCUUCUAUUGGUUCCAAUGAGCAAAGCCCUGCCAAGCAGGGCUUGGCUAGUUGGCUGGCUAGGGGCAUCUGCUGAAUCUGCACAUUACAGAAGCUUCUAGAGUCAAAGGUGGUUGUGUGCUCCCAGCAAACAUCACCAAUAAUAGUUGUUUAACUACUUUCUGUGGGAGUGUCAGGAAACACUGGCAUAACACUACCAAAAGCUGUUGGUUUUAAAUGGCACUGGUUCAAUGAUAGCAGCAUAAAAAUAAAUCCUUUCUUGAACUAUCCUAUCUUUCACUGUAUUUCAGAGAGAAUGUAUAUCUGUCCACGUUGGCCAAGCCGGAGUCCAAAUGGGAAAUGCCUGCUGGGAGCUGUACUGCUUGGAACACAGACUUCAGCCUGAUGGCAUCAUUUCGACUGAAAUGGCUGAGUCACUGGUGGAUUCAUCAUUUGGCACUUUCUUCAGUGAGACUGGGUCAGGGAAACAUGUGCCUAGAGCUGUGCUAAUUGACUUGGAAGAAACUGUGAUAGGUAAUGUACUGUUAUAAGGGAACUACACUGGCUGUUAUCAUCAAGCUUGGGUAGGGGAGACUCUAGAAGAGCCUUCACCUGGCAGAGGUGAAGUCAAAGGGCCUCUGCAGCAACACCAGGGAAUAUGCUGCCCCCUCCUUGGAUGCUGGUUAGAAAUACAGGGAGGAAAAUUAAAUUAACAAAUGCCCAUAUCCUAUCCAGUAAACCAUGCAUCUUACACAUGUACACAAACACUGCUUGCAUCACUUAGACAUAAACGCACCUCAUCCACUAGAUACACACUUGCUCCUUUACAGUCACACACUGCAUAUACAAACUAUCCCUAUGCACUACAUUUCACAAGCACCCAUAACACAUCCACUCACUUUGAGCAAACUCAUGGGUGUGCCUUACAGGCAGACACCAGGGCCUUGAGCUGUGAGGGGGCCAAACAUUUCUGAUGGCAGCUCUGCUUAGUGGGGACUCUAGCCCUGCAGUGGUUGCAAUGGAGUGCAGGGACACUCUAUGCACCAGCACAACUACAUUAACUUUUUUAAAUAAAAUUGUAAAGAAAACAUUAAGAGGAAAUAGGGUGGUUUUUUUUUUGUUUUUUUUUUAACAAUGCUGGGGGGAAAAUAACCUAUACCUUGUAUUAACAGCUUAUUUGACCCGCAAUGUAUUUAAAGUUGUUAAAAAAAAUAAAAAAAUAAAGGGACAUAAUCUCAUUGAACUAGUUAUAGCAUCUGGAGUCCUUCUAUUUUCCCUCUGUUCUGUCGAGCAGCUCCACACUGAAUAAAGGUCCUUGGCUGUCCAACCCCUUCUCUAACCGUGCUAAUGCUUCAGGCUCUGCCAGUUGAGCAAUGGUUGACAGUGAUGGGCUAAAUCAUCUGAAAGCAGUCAGACUAUCAAAUAUUGGAAGUGUAGAAUGCUCUUAAAUCACAUACUAGAUUUAAAAUGCAUUAACUGAAACUAGUCUAGAUUUACCUGUUGCUGUCAGAAAUAGAGUGCCUGACUACACUGUGUAUGUUAUAUACAAUAUGUAAAUUGACCAGCACUCAAUCUAUUGACUUGGACACUUGGCGUUUACACUACCAACGUGUUAGAGAAUAUUUCCUAAUUCUGCAUUUAGUUUAGGCAAUCCCUGGACUUUAAAGGCUUUAUUUACCCUAAACUGGGGGGAGUGUUCUUAAACUUUGUGGCUCCUCAACUGGUUGGUUGCUUUAACUAAAAGCCAACUUUAUUUACUUUUUUUACUCAGAUGAGAUUCGGACAGGAACAUAUCGAUCACUGUUUCAUCCUGAACAACUAAUUACAGGGAAGGAAGAUGCAGCAAACAACUAUGCUCGUGGUCAUUACACAAUUGGCAAAGAAUUAAUAGAUUCAGUUCUUGACCGGAUUCGAAAAAUGGCAAGUAACAUGGCUUACAAGCUCUGCCCUAGAAUCAGUGUAGUUAAUAUUAGAAAAUAUACCAAUGGUGCAGAAGGGGGUUAAUAACCCACCCACUUCCCGUCGACCCCCUGCAGGGGAGACCUAAUGCACGGCAACUGCUGCCAUUUACAUUAGGGUUUCCCCGUAGGAAACAUUCAAUGCUUUCCUAUGGGGAUCCGGUCACUCUGCAAGUACUCAAGUAUAGUGUGAGUACGUCCAGCAUCAUUUAGGCAACUAGAAGUCCCUCUAGUGUCUUUCUGGUAGACAGCCACUACAGAAGUUAACCCAAGCAGGUAAUUGCAGUUUACAAAAACUGCAAUAAUUACAUGUUAAGAGUGAUGGGAGUUUGCACCCAGCUCACUUCAAUGAGCUAGUGGUCUAGGUGCCUAGUGUCCCUCUAACUUGUAUGUAGCAAGGUGGGUAUAAGACAUACUGUGUGGGUUUUUUCCCAUGUUCUGUGCUGUAAAGUAGGGUGGGUCAUGUGGUGUAGUUGGUUAUCCCCACCUCUGACAUAAACUUGAAUACUUUCCACAUGUGGCUAAAAUAAACCUUGUUAUGUCUUCACAGGCUGACCAAUGUAGUGGUCUUCAAGGAUUCUUGGUCUUCCACAGUUUUGGAGGUGGUACAGGUUCAGGAUUCACAUCACUGCUGAUGGAGCGUCUUUCUGUUGACUAUGGCAAGAAGUCCAAACUUGAGUUCUCGGUCUAUCCUGCUCCAAGGAUCUCCACUGCCGUGGUUGAACCUUAUAAUUCCAUCCUUACAACACACACAACUCUAGAACAUUCAGACUGUGCAUUUAUGGUGGAUAAUGAGGCAAUUUAUGAUAUCUGCAAUCGUAACUUGGACAUUGAACGUCCUUCUUAUACCAAUCUGAACAGACUAAUUGCACAAAUAGUUUCUUCAAUUACAGCCUCACUAAGAUUUGAUGGUGCACUGAAUGUGGAUCUAACAGAGUUCCAAACCAACCUGGUGCCAUAUCCAAGAAUCCAUUUCCCAUUAGUUACUUAUUCACCCAUUAUAUCGGCAGAGAAAGCUUACCAUGAACAGCUGUCUGUUCCAGAAAUCACCAAUGCAUGCUUUGAAUAUUCAAAUCAGAUGGUGAAAUGUGAUCCUCGUCGUGGAAAAUACAUGGCUUGCUGCCUUCUAUACAGAGGUGAUGUGGUGCCCAAAGAUGUUAAUGCAGCAAUAGCUGCAAUUAAAACCAGGAGGAGCAUCCAGUUUGUAGAUUGGUGUCCUACUGGGUUUAAAGUGGGAAUAAACUACCAGCCCCCAACUGUGGUUCCAGGGGGAGACUUGGCUAAAGUUCAGCGUGCUGUAUGUAUGCUGAGUAACACCACUGCUAUUGCAGAGGCCUGGGCCAGGUUAGAUAAUAAGUUUGACCUCAUGUACUCAAAGAGAGCCUUUGUACAUUGGUAUGUUGGAGAGGGAAUGGAGGAAGGAGAGUUCUCUGAGGCAAGAGAGGAUAUGGCUGCAUUAGAAAAGGAUUAUGAAGAGGUGGGAACAGAAUCUGUUGAAGCUGGAGAUGAAGAGGAGGAAGAAUAUUAAAAUGCUACUCUUGUGAACAUUGUGUGCAAUAUGUGAUCUACUUGUCAUAUUCUACUGAAGUCAGAACUUUCAUUGAACCCAUAAAUGUGUUUUCUUAAACUGCAUUCAUGCUCUUUUCAGAUCAAUAAAAAAAUGAACAUUUAGAUGUUUCAUAUGUGCAUCUGCAGUCUUUUUCUAUUCUACUUUUUUGUGCAUCAUUCUACAAUGGCUUGAGAUUUCUCAGUCAACCCAUUCUAUAUUUACUAG